This is a messenger RNA of Puma concolor (puma), 1987 nucleotides long. Lineage: Eukaryota; Metazoa; Chordata; Mammalia; Carnivora; Felidae. The record is from RefSeq and is a predicted model, not a curated record.
CGAGGUGAGGCUAAGAUGAGCAUAACCAGCGACGAGGUGAACUUCCUGGUGUAUCGCUACCUCCAGGAGUCAGGUUUUUCCCACUCGGCGUUCACGUUCGGUAUUGAGAGCCACAUCAGCCAGUCCAACAUCAAUGGGACGCUAGUGCCGCCAGCUGCCCUCAUCUCCAUCCUGCAGAAGGGACUUCAGUAUGUGGAGGCCGAGAUCAGCAUCAACGAGGAUGGCACGGUGUUCGACGGCCGCCCCAUAGAGUCCCUGUCCCUGAUCGACGCGGUGAUGCCUGACGUGGUGCAGACGCGGCAGCAGGCCUUCCGGGAGAAGCUCGCUCAGCAGCAGGCCAGUGCGGCGGCCGCGGCUGCGGCGGCUGCGGCCGCGGCGGCCACGACGGCCACGGCGGCUCCGACAGCCGUUGCUCAGCAACAUCCACCAAAGAACGGAGAGGCCACGGUGAACGGGGAGGAGAACGGAGCCCACGCGAUAAAUAAUCAUUCGAAACCAAUGGAAAUAGACGGGGACGUUGAGAUUCCACCCAACAAAGCCACAGUCCUUCGGGGCCACGAGUCCGAGGUGUUCAUUUGUGCCUGGAACCCUGUCAGCGAUCUCCUAGCUUCAGGAUCCGGAGACUCAACGGCAAGGAUAUGGAACCUUAACGAGAACAGCAACGGGGGCUCCACGCAGCUCGUGUUGAGGCACUGUAUACGAGAAGGGGGCCACGACGUCCCCAGUAAUAAAGACGUGACCUCCCUGGACUGGAACAGCGACGGGACGCUGUUGGCCACAGGCUCCUAUGAUGGUUUUGCGAGAAUAUGGACGGAAGAUGGCAACCUGGCCAGCACCUUAGGGCAACACAAAGGCCCCAUCUUUGCCUUGAAAUGGAACAAGAAGGGGAAUUACAUUUUGAGUGCUGGUGUAGACAAAACAACAAUUAUUUGGGACGCCCACACAGGAGAAGCCAAACAACAGUUUCCGUUUCAUUCCGCCCCCGCUCUCGACGUAGACUGGCAGAACAACACUACCUUUGCCUCCUGUAGCACAGACAUGUGUAUUCACGUCUGCAGACUGGGCUGCGACCGCCCCGUCAAAACCUUCCAAGGACACACGAACGAGGUGAACGCCAUCAAAUGGGAUCCUUCUGGAAUGCUGCUAGCGUCCUGCUCUGAUGACAUGACAUUAAAGAUCUGGAGUAUGAAGCAGGAUACGUGUGUCCAUGACCUUCAGGCCCACAGCAAAGAGAUCUACACCAUAAAGUGGAGUCCCACCGGGCCAGCCACCAGCAACCCAAAUUCCAACAUCAUGCUAGCAAGCGCUUCAUUCGAUUCUACGGUCCGACUGUGGGAUGUGGAGCGAGGCGUCUGUGUCCACACGCUAACCAAGCAUCAGGAGCCUGUCUACAGCGUAGCUUUUAGCCCUGACGGGAAAUAUUUGGCCAGUGGCUCCUUCGAUAAGUGCGUGCAUAUCUGGAAUACUCAGAGUGGAAGUCUUGUCCACAGCUACCGAGGCACUGGCGGCAUCUUCGAGGUGUGCUGGAAUGCCCGAGGGGACAAAGUGGGUGCCAGCGCGUCCGAUGGCUCUGUGUGUGUUUUAGAUCUCCGAAAGUAAACACAAACUAUUCUAGAAGAGAAUUCUAAUGGACCAGCAGUGAAUGUGUGAAGCAGCAAUGCUCCGACACCGUUCUUUCCGCUCCAAAACUGUACGAACUUGACUUGCAUUAGAGUGUACUUGGAAAUCAGUUCAUCCUGGCCACAGGAGUCUCUACUUUCUCGUAAUCUUCAUCAAGAAGUUUAAACCAGAAACAUACACAGUCAUAUCAAAGGGGGAAGGAAUGGUUUCCACCCAGAACAUUCAGCCUGGGAAGCAUGGAGCCACCGGCUAGGCGGGGCACGGUUUGCUUUCCAUCCAGAACAGGCUCUGAUAGUUGAGAGGAGAAAAGACGAAGAGGAGAAAAAAGAAAACAAAAAAAGCUGUGCCAAAAAAGAAAAAAGAAAAG